GGUGCGGCGCCGCGGGCUGGCCCGGCAGCGAUGGAGGGACGGGGGGAUGGAGGGGCGGAGGCGGGGGGACAGCGCUGUCCCCGCCCUGGGGCUGCCCAGCUGCUCCUGGCACGGCUGCCAGCCCCGGUCCCUGUCCCUGUCCCUGUCCCUCGGCCGGGGGCUCCGCGGGGUCGGAGCAGCCGGCAGGCAUCCCCGGGCUCCAUCCCCGCCCUGGCUGAGCCAUUUAAACAUUCCAGCUCGGGCUUCUUCUGCCCCGUGCUUUGACGGAGUCUUUCGUGGUGCUUUAUUUCCACCCCAGGAAGAAGCUAAUACGUGCUGCUUCAGCUGUUCUCCGGGCUUGUCCUCUGCCAGUUGUUUAUGUAGCGCCGGCUGAAGGCAUCAGCUGGGAAACACAGUGCAGCAAGAAGACAGGUUUGAGUCUCUCCGGGCUGUGCACGGCCCUGAUCCUGUGUGUGAAUUGGGGUUAUCAGCAGGAGUUUGUCCUGAGAAAACUCCAGUAACCAGUCUUCUUGAGAGCAGUAGAGGAGAAGGGUGCACUGACAAUGGCUGCAGAGUUGGAUUUCUCCCCCCCUGAGAUCCCUGAGCCCACGUUCAUGGAGAACGUGCUGCGCUAUGGGCUCUUCUUUGGAGCCAUUUUCCAGCUGAUCUGUGUGCUUGCCAUCAUCCUGCCCGUGUCCAAGUCCCACAAGACAGACUCAGACAGUUUUGAGCCUAAGAAUUCAGAGCCAGUGAAGAAGCCAAAGGCAGCUGCUCCACAGAUAAGCAAGAAACCCAAGAAGGAAACCAAAAAGAAGCGAUAGAGGUGUGACUGAUGAGCCUCCCAAGACCAACCAACCACCUGUAAUCGUGCUUCCUCAGAGACAGCAUCAAAGGCAACUAACUCUCUUAAUGGUUUUCUGGCAUUGCCAUCUUUUACUUUUCAGGGGCAAGGGAGAAGAAACUUAGAAGAGUGGAAGGGUUGGGGUUGUGCCAUAGAUUUCUUACAAGCAAAGAGAACUUCACAUAUCCAGGACUUCAUUUGACUUGAUUAAUGCGUCAGUCACCAUUAAAGUGACCUCUUCCAGUUCUGGUGGGUAGAGAGGGCUGUUGGCCUGGCUCCUCCAUGCUGGCUGGGGUUUGUAGUGAAGUCCCUGUGGAAAGUGGAGCAUGAGUUUGCUGCUUUGGAUACCGGUUUGUGUUGUGUUUUUUGAAGGCAGAGGGAUCAAAUGGAUCAAGAAUGCCACACUACACAGCUUUGUAUUCAUCUCUGUUGUCAUCUAGUCUGAAAUACAUAGCUGCAUUUUAUGGCUUAAUCAUAAUGCCUUUGUCAUAUUCUUUAAUUCUUCAGGUAAUAACUCACCAGAUUCCAGACUGCUGGAGAUGAAAGCUUUCAUUUCCCCAGCGUCGCUGCCUCUUGUUCCCCACCCAUGCACUCUUCCUUUCUAUUCCCACCUUUGAAAGCAGGUACAUUUCAGGGAACUGAGGCUGUGCUGGGGAUUGCAAUGACUACAAGAAUCAGGAAACAAUUUGACUCUGGAAAGUGCAGAAUUUAAUGCCUGUGCUAGAGGAGUUGUUCUUGGAGACUUGGGAAGAGCAGGCGCUGCGUGCUGGAGAAGAGCUGCUGAGCUGGGAGCGUGGGGCACUGCUGGUGUGUCAGCCUGCACUGCCUCUCUGUGCCAUGGAUAAACCCUCCUGCCAGCUGGCUGAGCCCUGACCACGGGCCCUCUUUCAGCACAGCUGGGCACCGUUGCCCUUGCAGAUCCCCUCCCAGCCCUGCCUGCCACAGGCUGCUCCAUCUCCUCUGGCUGAACUCCUCCCGAGGGUGAAUACGUUCCCAGCCUGAGGAGAUGAGGUAUUUUAAGAUCCGAGGGGUGGCAGGCCAGCUGUGUACCAUGACUGUAUGUCAGGAGACACAGACACUGUGUUCCUUCAGGCUCUGGCUCUCCAGGCCCAGGGACAAUCCAGGAUUGGAUUUAAAUAUGGCCAGACAGGACUGGAAGGAGAUAGGUGGUGACGUAGCCACGGAGUCUCUGUAGAGCAGCUCAGGCUUCCUGAUGCCAGCUCACAUCUUGGUUUGUUUGAUCAGGAGUGAGUCAAUGGGAGGAGAACCUGCUCUCUGAGGCGCACCCAGGGUUCAGAGCGGCUUUGAAGGAAGGGUUCUCCCUGGCAGGGCUGCAAGUCUGUGAUCCUCUGUGCGUACACAGACUCCCAUCCCCGAGUGACAAAUGCCUGGUGAGCCCAGGUGUGUGUUCUGUGACAGCAGGUGAGCAGCACGUUUACAGAAACCAUCAGUGCUGAGAGCAGCCAUGUCCCCUGCUCGCUCUUGCUGCUGGUAGGGGUGACAGAUGGGUCCCAGAACCAGUGUGGCUCUGACUUCCCUGCUCCAGGCUCUCUGAUGCUCUUAGCCAGAAUGCUGGCACCAAGUUGCACUUCUUAAAAUCCAGCUUGGAGUUCUGCUUUAAAUUCUGCUUUUUAAAUUUUUUUUUUUUGAGCUACAUGAAGGCAGUACCAGGAGGAUAGAACAAAGCCUAGGAGACACAAGCACUCUAAAGUUGCUUUAAGUUCUCAGUACAAAGAAACAUUGCAAGAAGUUCCCACGCAAAUAACAAAGAACAGUGUUGUGCCAUGAGUUUCCAUGAUGGACCUGUGCUCUGUCUCUGAUCUGCAGGGCAGAGAAAAGCCCUGAGUAGGUAGUGCAGAUCACUCUUUCCAUUUUAAUACAUGAGAAUGGUUUUAUGUAAAUUCCAGCUUUCUGCAGGUUACCUGCAGCAGGGAGUUAAUGCUUUAAGGGAAUCACAGGACACAUGUAAUCCAAAAUACAGAGUCACUUCUGCAGCUCAGAGCCAGUUAGCACUGCGUGGCUGUUACCUGAAAUAGCAGCUGCUACAUCAAUGUCCACAUCCAGCUGUUUGCAGGCUGGCUCACUCAUUGCUCAGUAGAAAUCAUGGAUGUUGGGGUUUGGUUUUAUUGGGGGGAAGAGGGAUGAAGAUAAAUUCCCCAGUCUGUUCCUGACAGCUUUAUACCUAUUUGAAUGCUCUUGUUUGCUGAACUUAGUGUAUGUAGAGAUUACCAGUAACCCAUGUAUUUUAGUUUAUCCUGAAAUGUGUAAUAAAUGCCAUCAGAAUCUUUGUUAUAAAAGAAA
Messenger RNA from Motacilla alba alba, 3121 nucleotides. It is a transcript of the gene MANBAL, whose product is annotated as mannosidase beta like. The record is from RefSeq and is a predicted model, not a curated record. Bases 543 to 800 code for a protein of 85 amino acids. The transcript is spliced from 4 exons. NCBI's taxonomy places the organism in Eukaryota, Metazoa, Chordata, Aves, Passeriformes, Motacillidae. Gene Ontology annotation, cellular component: membrane.